Molecule: messenger RNA, 186 nt
Organism: Gongylonema pulchrum
Lineage: Eukaryota; Metazoa; Nematoda; Chromadorea; Rhabditida; Gongylonematidae
Source: the annotation of a GenBank genome assembly
AUGUUUGAUGGUGGCGAUGGAUCGGCGCAAAAGAUGGAGCAGGGCGAACAGCAGAAGCAACCGGUAGUGACAACGUCCGAGCGGCCAGAAGAGGGGAUGAUGAUUUCUGCUGCCGGGCUUCAACAGAUCAGCUCACAGCAGGGCUCCGCUGGUCUGUUUUUCUUUUUUUUCCAUAAAAAUGCCUGA